Messenger RNA from Drosophila mojavensis, 1071 nucleotides. RefSeq lists its product as uncharacterized. The record is from RefSeq and is a predicted model, not a curated record. NCBI's taxonomy places the organism in Eukaryota, Metazoa, Arthropoda, Insecta, Diptera, Drosophilidae. The transcript has 2 exons. The coding region runs from base 1 to 1071 and encodes 356 amino acids.
AUGCCCUUUAAAGGUUUCGUAGUAGAAAUAUUUAGUUUCAGUUUUAGCUCGCACCCAAACGAGUGCGAGAGCUACGACUCAGAUGAGGUGGAUGUGCCCCAAUGGCUGAACAGCCAUUUCUUCAGAAAAAUCUUGACUCAGUAUUUCAAGAUACCUGAACUGAGAUUCGUCAAUGUAAAGUUCUUUCCAGCCAGUGCCAAGGGAGAUUAUUAUAUGAGUGUGAUGUUUCGAGUCGUCGUUGAAUAUGAAAUAUCAAAGAAUGAUGAUGCCUCAAAGAUAUUCCUAAUUAGCAAGACAAUGCCCGAACAGGAGGGUCCAGCGAAAGAGCUAUUAGACGAAUCGCACAUCUUUAAGACGGAGAUUGAAAUGUUCGAGGAAAUAUUGCGAGAGAUGGGAGAUAAUACUUCAUUUGGUGCUUCCUGUAUCUAUCAUAGCUUGAAGCCGCAACAAGUUAUGGUGUUUGAGGAUCUGUUACCACUCGGCUACGCCAUCGUUCGAAGAUUUGCCAAUGCAGAGGAGCUACAAGCAGCGCUAACAAAGCUGGCCAAGUGGCACGCAGUUAGCUUCAAGUUGCUUAAGGAACAAACCAAGCUGUUCGGUCAUCUGCAGUAUGACAUUAGCACUCUGCCGAACAUUUUGAAGCAACCCUAUAUCACGGAAGCCUUAAGACACUUCCGGAAUAUGCUUGACAAUAACUGUGUGAAUAUUCGACGUGAAUACCGCGACAAUCGCCAAGAAAACGGCUACUAUAUGCUCUGCCAUGGAGACUUUCAUCUGCGUAAUAUAAUGUUCAGAGGCGUCGAGUGUUUGCUACUUGAUUUCCAGAUGGCCCACGUGGGAUCCAUGACCAGUGACAUAAUAUACGCUAUGUACGCGCUGUUCGAUGCGGAGAUACUUAGAGAAAAAUCGGAUGAAUUGAUUUACAACUACUUUCAAACCUUCUUGAAUACCCUCAACCAGAUUGGCUACCACUACCAGCUGCCCAGCCUGAUUGAGUUUCGGCACCAGAUGAUUAAAAAAGAGAUCAUGGUGAGAGUAAUUGAGUAUAAUAUAAAUAAUAUAAUAAAAUGA